Molecule: messenger RNA, 1674 nt
Organism: Lacerta agilis (Sand lizard)
Lineage: Eukaryota; Metazoa; Chordata; Lepidosauria; Squamata; Lacertidae
Gene: EXOSC6
Product: exosome component 6
Exons: 1
Coding region: 11-853 (280 amino acids)
Biological process (GO): poly(A)-dependent snoRNA 3'-end processing; U4 snRNA 3'-end processing; nuclear mRNA surveillance
Cellular component (GO): cytoplasmic exosome (RNase complex); nucleolus; nuclear exosome (RNase complex)
Source: RefSeq, a predicted model, not a curated record
CGAAGAAGCCAUGCCGCUGGACCAUCGCCGGGUGCCGGGGCCGGAGGAGUCCCAGACGCCGCUACUCUUCGCGCCCGUCGAGGCGUCGGAGGUUCCGCCCCGCGACCCGUCGGCGCUGCAGCCGCUCUUCGCCCGCGCGGGUCUGCUGAGCCAGGCCAAGGGCUCGGCCUACGUGGAGCUCCACGGCGGCACCAAAGUGCUGUGCUCCGUGGCCGGGCCGCGCGAAGCCGGCGGCGGGGCGGGCGCGGCGGCUCCGGGCGAGCCCCGCGGGCGGCUGGUGUGCGAGUUCCGACGGGCGCCCUUCUCGGGGCGCGGGGCGCGCAUCCGCCCCAACGAGCGGGAGCCCGAGCUGGCGCUGGCGCUGCAGGAGGCGCUGGAGCCGGCCGUGCGCCUGGCGCGCUACCCGCGGGCGCAGCUGGAGGUGAGCGCGCUGCUGCUGCAGGACGGCGGCUCGGCGCUGGCUGCCGCGCUGUGCGCCGCGGGGCUAGCCCUGGCCGACGCCGGCGUGGAGCUCUAUGACCUGGUGGCGGCGUGCGCGCUGUGCCGGGCGUCGGGCCCGGCGGGCGGAGAGUGGCGCCUGCAGCCCAGCGAGCCCGAGGAGCGCGCCGCCGACGCCCGCCUCACCGUGGCGCUCCUGCCCUCGCUCAACCAGGUGUCCGGGCUGCUGGGCAGCGGCGAGGGAGGGCCCCCCGACAGCUGGGCGCACGCCGUGCGCCUCGGCCUCGACGGAUGCCAGCGCCUCUACCCGCUGCUCCGACAGAGCCUCCUGCGCGCUGCAAAGCGCCGACCCGCGCCGGGCUGCCAAGUGCCGACCGACACAGACAUGGCUCAGCCUCCCGCCGCCACCGCCUGAACUCGGGGAGCUGCUCGGGCUGCGCCUCGCUGGACUCCUCCUCCGAUGUCUCUUUGGGCUUCAGUUGCAUCCGGGAUCUGAACGGGUGAAGUUGACUGGCCUGCUCCUUGGCGAGGAACCGCAACCACGGAGGGCCCAGUCGCGACCCAGGGAAGGCGAGCCGACCCCUUUUCCCCUGGAGGGCAGGCCACAUCCACACGAGACAAUCUCUGCAGCUCCGCACUCUGCGAGGGAAACUUUGACGGAGAGGGAGAGACACUUCCGAAAGUCUACCGCACCACCGUCCGGCGCAGAAAGCUACAGUAGUUUAUUAAGCAUGCCGGGAAUUAUUGCUCUGUGAAGUUUUCACCCAGUUCCUGGGAUUUGGGAGGGGAAAAAUCUGCUUUAAAUGUUGUAAAUAUAUGAUGUGUGUGUGCGUGUGCGCACAGACUGAGUCUCAAGAAAAACAAAAAAGUUUUAUUAGCCCUCAGAUUUCUCCAUUAAUAAGCUGCUGGUUGAAUCCAAAGUUCUACCGUGGUCUGAGUUUUCAAAUUGCUAUGAUUAUCAGUUUGGGAUAAGAAUCUGCAUUUGUUCAUUAGUCCAGUGUUGGCAACUGUUUGCUUUCAAAAUUCCAAAGUUUAAAAAUAUUACACUUUGAAAAUGUCAAGGAACAAAAUGGGUUAAUCCACACAUUCUGCUGCUUAACCUGCUUUCUUGGAAAGUUACCCUCAUUUCAAAGGAAUUUCCUUCCAAAUUAGUGUGUUUUGCAUUGAGGCAAUUGCCAAUAAGGUGACAUCAUUCUCUGCAUUCCUCCCCACUUCCCUGAAACUCCUUGCUUUAAA